Molecule: messenger RNA, 432 nt
Organism: Funneliformis geosporum
Lineage: Eukaryota; Fungi; Glomeromycota; Glomeromycetes; Glomerales; Glomeraceae
Source: the annotation of a GenBank genome assembly
AUGUUGCAAAAUCCUUUUUUCUUCUUUCAUGUUACACUUUGGUCUGAAGAUGGUCGAGAAGAACGAAAUGUGAUUAGCAACCCACCAAAAACAACGCGAGUACUUAUGGGAUCACUUGUUUCUUCUCCAGCUAUUCUUAAGAAUACCACAGGAGAACAAGGAUGUUACUUUUGUUUUCCGGAUCUCUCUAUACGUACAGAAGGGAAAUAUACUCUAAAAUUUUCUUUGAUGAAGCUGGGAACUGAAGACCGACUAAUUAAUACAAGAACAGAAAUAAUCGCUAAUACGUACUCCGACCCUUUUACUGUAUAUUCAGCAAAAAAAUUUCCUGGGAUGACAGAAUCAACGGAACUAUCCAAAGCUUUUGCAAAGCAGGGGUUAAAAAUUCCAAUUCGAAAUGAUGUACGCCCGAGGAAAAUUACUGAAGAUUAA